Molecule: messenger RNA, 1989 nt
Organism: Cadophora gregata
Lineage: Eukaryota; Fungi; Ascomycota; Leotiomycetes; Helotiales; Ploettnerulaceae
Gene: XYL4
Product: Endo-1,4-beta-xylanase 4
Exons: 3
Coding region: 1165-1989 (274 amino acids)
Biological process (GO): xylan catabolic process
Molecular function (GO): hydrolase activity, hydrolyzing O-glycosyl compounds
Source: RefSeq, a predicted model, not a curated record
CGUUAUUUGAUAUGGAUCAACGCCCUAUCUCAUAAUAUACAUGUGUGAAAUGGUGAGAAGUGGAUAUAUUGAAAGUUCUGAUGGUUAGGGUUUUUGUGCUUAAGCGAGGAAAACAGGGGUGAGUCGGACGGGGCGUCCAGGAGAUUGGCUUGGUGGGGUUGGAGGGCAGUGACGUGCGUGAAUGAAGGGGAUCCUGAAUAACGUGGAUUUGGGAUCAAAAGAACUAGAAAGUAAAUGAUGAAAAGGAGAACGGUAGACAGUUCCAAGAAGGAUAAAUCCAAACUUUCUAUCAGAACCUAUGGGGUUUAGACUGAGCAAUCUGCUCGCCCCAACAAUUGGAAACAGUUUUGGCCCGCGCAUAUCGCGUUCUACAUGCCAAGUUGGACAUUAUCGGAUUUGAGGAUGUCCACUACAUACAUCUCAAUUCAAGCUGCUCAGCCUUCAUCUUUAACCUAAGUUCUGGAUAAUACCUCAGCCCGCUGACCUAGCAUCAAACUACUCGUUGCUGUUUAUCCACAAGUCACAAGAUCUAUUGCCAUGGAAGUCUAAAGUGAGGGUUGGAUGACAGUGGUUACCAAAAGUACUGGAUACAUUCUUUCAGAACAGCUGCUGGAUUUAUCCGGUUUUCUAUGCUGAUGAUAUUGACUUGGUGGAAUUUUAAGUUCCGGCAGCACGAUCGGAUCGGCAGCCAGCAUAUUUACCCGACCACUAGAUCUAUUUUCAACCAAGUUCAUGAUCACCACCAAAUCUUGGGCACAUAUUCCGGCUAUGCAUCGCAAAUGUGGGGUAAUAGCCAUGCAAAGCCGUUCCUGCGUAUUUACAUAUCAAAGCCUCCAAUGAGAAAUCUUUUCCUUGUCGUUCUGUGACAUCGUAGGAAGUCGAGAACUUGGAAAGGGGCAUCGCUAAGAUCAAAACUCACUAAGCGAGUCUUGCAAACCCAUAAAUUCCCCUGGAACAAAAUUGCCAAAGUUUCACUUAGACAUAUGAAUUGCGGGGGAAUGCAACUGCGCCACCGAAUGUGUACUGGAACCAAGAUGGCAGCCCCGGUAGUAAGGACUCCGUCCGAUGCGCCGGGGCGCGUGUCUCGGGGCGGCAGCUUCGUUUACAGGAUGCUUCUCCGGUAUGACGAGCUUCGGUCCUUGUUCUGGGCGUUACUGAAGGUAGAUGGGUAUCCGCUGUGGAGUCUUUUGUAAAGCUUCAUGGGCAAAUGGGCAAAUGGGCAAAUACAAAAGGGGGACAGUUCCCUCUUGUCAAGAGUUUUGUUCCACCACUUCAACUUUGCUCACCAAGUCAAGUCAAGUCAAAAUGGUUUCAUUCACCUCUCUCCUCGUCGCUGUCUCGGCUAUUACUGGUGUCUUCGCUGCACCAAAUGUUGCUGUAGCACAACGGUCCCCUGGAACUCUCUCCGAACGUGGCGGAACUCCAAGUGCUACUGGUACAAACAACGGAUUCUACUUUUCGUGGUGGACGGACAACGGUGCCCAAGCGACCUAUACCAACGGACCUGCUGGGCAAUACAGCAUCACCUGGUCGGGUAAUGGAAAUCUCGUUGGAGGUAAAGGAUGGAUGCCUGGAGCUUCAAACAGGGUUAUCAAGUACACUGGCAGUUACAAACCAAAUGGAAACAGCUACCUCGCUGUCUACGGAUGGACCAAGAAUCCGUUGAUCGAGUACUACAUUGUUGAGAGCUUCGGAACGUACAAUCCCAGCAGCGGAGCUACGAAGAAGGGAACGGUUGUCGCCGACGGAGAUACUUAUGAUAUCUACCAGAGCACCCGCACCAACCAACCAUCCAUCAUCGGCACCGCGACCUUCCAGCAAUACUGGUCUGUUCGCCGCAACAAGCGCUCAAGUGGAUCAGUCACGGUGGCUACUCACUUCAAGGCCUGGAAUUCUCUAGGCAUGAAGCUCGGUGCUUUUGACUACCAGAUUGUGGCGACCGAAGGUUACUUCAGCUCUGGAUCUUCCACCAUCACAGUCUCAUCUUAG